This is a messenger RNA of Melanotaenia boesemani (Boeseman's rainbowfish), 1372 nucleotides long. RefSeq names its product vesicle-associated membrane protein 5 (gene vamp5). The record is from RefSeq and is a predicted model, not a curated record. Gene Ontology annotation, molecular function: SNAP receptor activity; syntaxin-1 binding. The transcript is spliced from 3 exons. NCBI's taxonomy places the organism in Eukaryota, Metazoa, Chordata, Actinopteri, Atheriniformes, Melanotaeniidae. Gene Ontology annotation, cellular component: plasma membrane; SNARE complex. The coding region runs from base 247 to 537 and encodes 96 amino acids. Gene Ontology annotation, biological process: vesicle-mediated transport; vesicle fusion; SNARE complex assembly.
GUCCCGCAGUCUGAGAGAAGCGAAAGUAGCUUGAUAACAAAGUAAAGACUGUAAAGAAAUCGAACAAAGAAACAAGAAAACUACGGGGCGUUGCUCACUUUAUUACGUGACAAGCGUAAGUCUUUAAACCGCAGAACGAGUACGUUUUGUUUCCUGUUGUUAUAAAGUUGUCUUCAGUCGACCUUUAAAUGCAGGGGAUCCAGUGACAGCGUAGGACUCAAGCAGAGCGCGCAGAGAGCCACAGACAUGGAGAAUGGGAAGAGCCACCUGGAGCAGGUGCAGGAUGAGGUGGAGGAGGUGAAGGUCAUUAUGCUGGACAACCUGAACAAAUCUGAAGAAAGAACCGGCAAACUGAGUGAACUGGAUGAUCGGGCUGAUGAGCUGCUUCAAAGGAGUAAAGCCUUUGAAAAGACUUCCAACCAAGUGAAGCAGAAGAAACGAGGGGAGAACAAAAGGAUGAAAUUGGUGUUCAUUGGCAUUGGAGUGGUGGCAGGACUCGUCAUACUGGGACUUAUAAUCUUUGCCAUUGUUGGAUAACAUGAACACAGUCGCUCUGUAAGGUCCAGGAAAAUUACCAAGGUCCUGGAUAAAGGUCCAGGAAAGAGGAGCUAUACCUGGUGGACUCCAGCAUCUUCUCUGAGCUGCUCAGUUGGUUAUUUUUCUGUGUUUUAGAUAUUUAUGGGAGUCAGUCGCACUCCUCACUAGUUUAAGUCUUAAGUUGAUGAUGGUACCGUUGAUUACUCGGCUGCUUCUUCUCCUUUUUAUUCUUUUAUUUUCUUGCCUCUGCACAGCCAACAUUGAAAGGACACAGCAGCUGGAUUGAAAGUCCUAAAAGUGAAUGGACAUUCAGAAAAUGUCUUCCUUGUUGAAAUCCAUUAUCACGAUUUGUUAAAAUACUGAAGUUCUCUGGUACCACCCACCUCUUAAAGCAAGACCAUGAAUUACAAAUGUUUUGAAGCAGACAUCACUGCGCUCCUCCUGUUGCUGAAAUCAUUUCAGCAAUGAUUCAGUGGAUGACAGCAACACAGAACAGAACAGCUGCCUAAUGUGUAAAUAUGUCCAAGCUUCAGACAGCUUCAAACCACCACCACCCACAAACAAAAAAAUUAAGAGGGUUUGUGAUUUUCAAUUUCACGUAUAAAAAAAUGUGUUUAAUUUUUCAUUUGAGUGACUUAUUUUACUUUUAAUUGUUUUAACUUUUUAAUAUGGAUAUGUUAAUAAGAAUCAGUAUAAAAUCUGUCAGACUGUUCAGAAACUUGGGUUGGGUUUGAUACAAAUCAGACAAAAUGUUAUUUUAUAUAAAUAUGUAAGUGACAGAACAAUUUAUUAGCUAUGAAACAUUGUAAAUUGCCAAAUAAAAAGUUUUGAUCAA